AUGGAUUCUCAGACCAAGUCUGAGUAUGAAGUCAAGUGCGCAAAGCUACGCCUCGAUUUGAAGAAGUGGGAAAGCGACUGGGCAAAAGCACACGGCGGGAAGAAGCCCGGCCGAGACGACAUCAAGAGCAAUGCAGAAAUAGCCCAAAAAUACAGGCACUAUCAGAAAUGUCGAGAUAUUCUAGAUGGCAAAGCGCCAGUACCACCGCCCAAAGACGAAACCAGGUCGAGGAAGCAUAGAACCGAGCAUCCACCGUCAGAAACUCCCUUGAAAAAGGCAAAGUUUACCGAAACCCCCUCCAACAACCGGAUCCAGGACCCCAAUGACUUGGCCACUACCCCUUCAAUAUCUCGAAAGUUGUUCAGCCCUAGUGGCGUGACAUCUCUUGGGCCGACGCCCCAACGCGAUGGUCGGGUACUCGGGCUAUUUGAUCUACUAGUUGAGAAGGAGAUUGGGACGCCUUCGAAGAUGGAGAUGGGUGUGCGAUCAGAGGUUCGGGGUGAUGUUGGAGUAACACCCAGGAAACAAAGAGCCGUUAUGGAGAGCGUGAGUUCACCGGAACUCACCCGCUCGCCCAUGUCCGCAAGCAAGCGUCAGAUGCUGGAUACCUUCAUGACGCCUCUGAAGAAGCGAAAUGGCAACCCAGUUGGGGCUGUCACCCCAUCAUCAGUGUCGAAACUUCAAUUCGAGACCCCCCAGUUCUUAAAAAGACACUCGUUGCCCGUCGUGGAUGAGGAUGAGAACAACAUAUUUGGUGCUCCAGCUCCGCUCAGGCUACCACGGAAGCCUCUUGGGAGGGGAUUGAGCGAGAUUGUGGCCAGCCUUCGAAGGAUUGAGGAGGACGAGCUUGACGAAGAUUUGGAUGCUUUGCGUGCCGUCGAGGAUGAAGAACUGGGUAGACCGAUUCAGCCACAGAAACCAGCCCCUGAUCAAAGCAUUCUUGCCAAGGAUGCAGCGGCAGAACACUUACCACUUGGUGGUUUCGAUGACGAGGGUAUGUAUGACAGUCCAGUCGAGGAUGAGAAGGAUCGAGACGGCAACCCCAGAAAGAUCUUCAAGAAGAAGGGACAAAAGAGAACAACAAGGAAAGCCAACAUCAAACCUGUGUGGACGAAGAGACCUGUGGAAGAGGCUGGAGGCGACGAGGGUCCAGAUCAGUUGGCUUCGGGCGACAACGACGAGUUCCAGCCACAGUCCGAUGCUGAGUCAGGAGAUGACAAGCAUAAGGAGAAGCAGAAGAAGAACAAACCUCAAGCAGGCAAAGAGUCAACAAAGGGAGUUGUCAAGCGAGCGGCAAGAAAGGUGAACGAGCUGGCGCAUGCCAACUUUCAACGCCUCAAGCUGCGGCAGAAUGGAGCAAAAGGAGGACCAGGCUACAACAGCCGAUUUCGCAGGAGAAGGUAA
This is a messenger RNA of Clonostachys rhizophaga, 1404 nucleotides long. The record is from the annotation of a GenBank genome assembly. NCBI's taxonomy places the organism in Eukaryota, Fungi, Ascomycota, Sordariomycetes, Hypocreales, Bionectriaceae.